Molecule: messenger RNA, 731 nt
Organism: Drosophila bipectinata
Lineage: Eukaryota; Metazoa; Arthropoda; Insecta; Diptera; Drosophilidae
Source: RefSeq, a predicted model, not a curated record
AUGUCUGUUUCCAUUGGCGAGAGCAAUGCAGUCCCUAACCACGCCGCCGGGAUUUGGAGCAUGACCAGGCACCACAAUAUUGUGGAAGUCUUACCGAUCGGCGAUGGGCCUCAUGUUAUUCGUCACCGUCCGAACCAAGCUCGUCGUCGUCCCCAUCCACAACACAACCAACACUUGCAAAUGUUACCAGCAGCGGUGCAACGUCCCCGGACACCACCACUCCCUCGACUCCCUACGCUCCGUAAAUUAAGUGGUAAUCGAACCCAUGAAUUCCAGCGGAACAUGGACUUCUAUUACCGCCUGAGGAACAGUCGUUUCGGAGGUUCUGCAACAGGAUUCGGUUACCGCCAGCUUCAACAGGACCUGCAGCCACCUGGCUAUAUUAACUGGCCUAUGAGCCACUCGGAUAUCGACGCUCUGACAUCUGAGAACGAAACAGAGCCUCUGGGUCGCGACCACCACUGGGGAAGGGCCCAGUUGCAUUUCCAGCAAUAUCUGAGCACAAAUUAUCAAAACCAGCAGUCCAGAACCACCACAAACAAUCCAAUCGUCUUUAAGUUGGACCUGAACCUGAUCGAAGUGAAACCCAUCUACGACAUCCUUUGCGGUCUUGGCCUAAAAGAGGCUUUGAGACUGGCCUUCAACGAAGUCUUUCACUUGCAGUAGACUCGGUCCUGCAUCCACAAACUUUCGAUAAUAAAGAUUAGAAGCAACAAAAGAAAACUUUUCAA